Messenger RNA from Engraulis encrasicolus (European anchovy), 276 nucleotides. RefSeq names its product caspase-1-like. Gene Ontology annotation, cellular component: AIM2 inflammasome complex; NLRP3 inflammasome complex; IPAF inflammasome complex. The record is from RefSeq and is a predicted model, not a curated record. Gene Ontology annotation, biological process: proteolysis; regulation of inflammatory response. The transcript has 3 exons. NCBI's taxonomy places the organism in Eukaryota, Metazoa, Chordata, Actinopteri, Clupeiformes, Engraulidae. Gene Ontology annotation, molecular function: cysteine-type endopeptidase activity. The annotation marks the transcript as partial.
AUGCCAUUUCAAGCAAUUUCCCAGCCUGAAGCCCCGUCAUCUCUUAAACUGUGUCAACCAGAGUUCAAGCGUGACAAGCUCCAGUCAGACAAAGAUGAUAUCUACUUGUCUUUUGACAAAUCGGCAAGAAGGAGUCGCUUGGCUUUGAUCAUCAACAAUUUAGAUUUUGUGCACCAUGAUUACAGAUGUGGGGCAGAGAUUGAUGAGCACAGGAUGAGAGUCCUUCUUGAACUACUGGGAUACGUGGUGGUGACACUUAGGAAUCUGACCUCCCAG